Raphanus sativus (radish) is the source of this 1410-nucleotide messenger RNA. Its product is annotated as RGG repeats nuclear RNA binding protein C-like. The coding region runs from base 222 to 1259 and encodes 345 amino acids. NCBI's taxonomy places the organism in Eukaryota, Viridiplantae, Streptophyta, Magnoliopsida, Brassicales, Brassicaceae. Gene Ontology annotation, molecular function: RNA binding. The record is from RefSeq and is a predicted model, not a curated record. The transcript is spliced from 7 exons. Gene Ontology annotation, cellular component: nucleus; cytoplasm.
CAUCAUCUCUAAUUCUAUACCUUCGGCCGCAUCAUUGCUAGGGUUUUACAUUUCGUAAAGCGUCGUCCAGUCUCCUUCGACAUCUGAAACUCCCAAGUGUUGUCUGAAUCACCUUUUGGCCAUGGAAUCGUCUUGUCAAUAAGGUUUUUCCCUCUCGAAAAAUCCAUCGGUCAAGCUCGCAGUGUGUCGUAUUUUGAUUCGCGUGAUUACCCCGACCGGAGAUGACGACUUUGAACCCGUUCGAUCUCUUAGGAGUUGACGCUGAGGAUCCAAGCCAGAUUGUUGUGGCUUUACCGAAGAAGGUCGUGGAAGCAGCUCCUCUGCCGCCUGCUAAGAACACUAAGUUGCAAACCAAGCAGGCUCCUCCUUCUCAAGCUGUGAGGGAGUCAAGGAAUGCUCCUUCAGGAGGUCGUGGUGGUGCUGGAGGUCGUGGUGGUGCUGGAGGUCGUGGGCCUCCUCGUGGUUCGUUUAACCCGGGAGGAAACAGACCUUAUGAUCCAAAGGAUGGACCAAAGGAUGGAGAAAGAAAUGGUGGGUUCCGUGGAUACCGCGAAAGUGGUGGUCGCGGAGGUCACGUUGGUGGAUUUGCCAAUGGUAAGACGGGUGAUGUGGAACGCACAAAGAGGGUCUAUGACCGCCGUAGCGGAACAGGUCGUAGUAAUGACCUGAAACGUGAGGGUGGUGGGCGUGGAAACUGGGGUACCCCUGAAGAUGAUAUUCCACCACCAACCGAGGAACCAACAACAGAGGUUGAGAAGAGCCCUGUUGCUGAGAAGGAAGGCGGUGAGGGUGACACCACUGAUGAAAAGAAAGAGGCUCCUGCGGAUGAACAAGAGGAGAAAGAACCUGAGGACAAGGAGAUGACACUGGAAGAGUAUGAGAAAAUUCUGGAGGAGAAGAAGAAAGCUCUGCAAGCCACAAAAGUUGAGGAGAGGAAAGUUGACACCAAGGUGUUUGAGUCUAUGCAACAGCUUUCUAACAAGAAGACCAAUAAUGAGGAAAUCUUCAUCAAGCUGGGAUCCGACAAGGACAAACGCAAAGAUGGUGCUGAGAAAGAAGAGAAGGCCAAGAAGUCGUUGAGCAUUAACGAGUUUUUGAAACCGGCUGAUGGAGAGAGAUACAACCCAAGAGGUGGAUACCGUGGAAGAGGAGGUCGCAGUGGUGGUCGUGGACAGAGAGAUGGAGGAAACCAAAGGCAUGGAGGAGCACUUGCUCCGGCUAUCGGAGACAGUGCUCAGUUCCCAUCGUUGGGCAAGUAAAGACCCCUGUUGGUCCUUGAGCCUCUUAUCAAUCUCUACAACUUUAUUUAGUUUGAUUUUUGUUCUUAGUGCUAUCAAUUUUUGUUACACUUUCUCUACAAAACGAGUUUGGAGACUUUUAUGUUAUGAAAAAAAAAACAGUAUUGUGAUC